Molecule: messenger RNA, 2066 nt
Organism: Daphnia pulicaria
Lineage: Eukaryota; Metazoa; Arthropoda; Branchiopoda; Diplostraca; Daphniidae
Exons: 3
Coding region: 1052-1708 (218 amino acids)
Biological process (GO): neuropeptide signaling pathway
Source: RefSeq, a predicted model, not a curated record
UUCCGCUCCCUUUGAUAAAUCCGACAAGUUUUUUCUAUUCUUCUUCUGGAAAAAAAAAAAAAAAAAAGUUUUAAAUUUUUUGGUGUUUCCACCUGCGUUUUGUCUGGAAUGGACAACUUGUUGGAGAUUUUCUUCCCGUCCUGAACUCUUAUUCCGUAGCUCUUAUGUUAUGGAAACGUAAAAGAAUCAUUGAAUUUAUGUACUAUUGUACAUAUGUAUUAUACUUGUGCGCCAAACAAAAAUUUAAAAAUUAAAUGUCAUCGCCCACUUACUUUUGUUCUAGUUGUACAUUAAUUUUCCGUCUGUCCGAACACGACAAUUCACUUUGAUUUAAUUUUUUGAAAAAAGUAAGGAGCCCCAACAAAUUUCAAAUUUAAAAAAUGGUAAGUUUAUAUUUGAAGUCCCCGUCAUUGGAUUCCUUACAUAUGACCAUAUUGCGAAUGUGACACUCGACCGGAUGUUGAUGAAACGAGUCCAGUGCUACAAAACACAUCAAACAACAACACGCGGGAUGAUCGGGCCCGCCGAUACGAAAUGCUUUGAAAUGCGCGUGAUGCAACCCAAAAGCUCAUCCCGCCGUGACACUCGACACACACUGUACAACCCCCUUGAUCGAUUCGCACCCCCCUCUCUCAAACAAAUCACUCGAUAAAUGUCAAAUUGUUCGACCCCCCCCCCUUUUUCUUGUAGUGACGCAAUGUUAUUGUGAGUGAUCGGAAUAGGAUUUUUAAGAUGGGGGUGGAGCCGGGGCGUGGGUUUUCCUUUUCACAGCAGCAGCAGACGAGGCUGAGCCGACCCGAACGAGUCAAAAGUGGUCCGACCAGCCGCAGACUCUGCCAGUCUCACGAACGAACUCGUCACAGCCGUUCCAGUUCCAGCAGCAGCAGCAGCAGCGCAACAUUGUUUUUUUUUUGGUUUUCAAUCGAGAUUCCUUUCGGUCGCUGGCUAAAGCUUCUUCUUCUCCCGUCACUGUCACCUUGAUCGGACAGCAUCACUAAUAACACGUCACCGACAGCAGACGAUAUCUAAAUCGAAAAAGGAUUGACGGAAUAUGAACCGGAACUACAGAAACAUGAACGGGCUGCGUUUCCUGAUGCUCAUUCUCGGUCUGAUGACGAUCGUCAACGUCGGCCAAGUCCGGCCGGAUGACGAAACGUCGGAAGAAGAUGUCGACGACGAGAAUUUUCUAUCCGGCAGUGCUGCUGCGGUUGCUGCUGGAUCAUCCGACUCGGCAGAAGAGGACGACAACAACAAUAAAGGGAUUGAAUUGUACUUGAGCGCCAUGAAAGAUCUUUAUCGACAGAGCAAGAGACAAGAAGCCGAGCCGUUGGUUAGCAGCCGAAGUGGGGCAUCGGCUCCCAUCGCUGCGCUUUAUCGCCGCAGUGCGUUAAAUAAGAAUUUCAUCCGGUUCGGACGCAGCGGUGGAGGAGUGAUCAAGACUGAUGUCAGCCGUCAAAUGCAGCCAACGCAACCCAUCAGGUUGAUGGGGUUGAACGAAUCGGAUUCCGGCAAGGAUGGAGAGCGAUCGUUUCAUCCGGCUCGCCCUUCUCGCAGUUUGAGAUCCAAUUUCAUUCGUUUCGGUCGCAGUUUCUUCCCGACGUCGAACCGAUGGGGCGAAACUGUACGCCGAUCCGCCCGCCGCUCUCCAUCCGCCGGGCGGCAAAUGAUGAGCCUUGUCCACCUACCCGGUUCUUCUUCUCGCCGUUAAUGCCCGCAACUACCAACAACAACAAAAUCCACUCGGAGAAUGAGAGCACAGCCCCCCCCCCCUAUUAUUUCACCCCCUGUUCGAUGUAUCUGACAUUUGAUUCCCCCCACCCCACCACCAAAUGUUAUUAUUAUUACCAACAAUUUCCUACUUGUCUCUUUUGAUCGAUGUUUUAAUCGUUAUAUUUCAUCAAAAUAAUUUAUUUAAACAUUAUUGGAAUUCAAAUUCAAACGACACGCCGUCUAUACGUCCUACCAAAGCGGAUCAUUUCUAUUUCUUAUUAACCAACACAGAAAUUCAAUCUGAACUGUAUUGAAUACUGUAGGAAAUAUACAACAAAAUUUAAUAUCAGCCAUUA